AUGGGGAGCCCACACAUGCUGUAUGUCAUCGCCAAAGUCAACGGGCGUUACCGCUCGCUGGCUGUGCUCUAUCGUCACUACGAUAACAAGGGCGAAUGGGCCGUUGAGACCUGCCACAGACUCAUUGGGAUUUUUGAGGAGCCAGCCAAUCGAAGCCUCCUACUUCACGAGAUCCAGCUCGCCAGCAAGCUGCCCCCGGAGAAAUGGUCGGCGAACCCAGAGUAUCGCAAUGAGAGGCCGGCCUUCCCUUUCAUCGCCACCUGCCUCAUGCUAGGGGCUUCUGUAGAACCUGAGACAGGGAAGGGGUACAACGCCACCCAUGAGCCCUUCAAUAUGCCUCUCGCCGCCUUCGACGAGGGUUGUACUAUCCUGGACGUCACAGACCCGGCCGCGGUGAGAUACGCGUUUGCUUUCAUCCUACCUCAGAGAACCGAGCCUGAAGGAAUAAUCAAGACGUCGUUUGGGAACACGCCUCUGACUGCCUGGGAGUACAUGGAGUUUUAUGGCGAGCCAUUCUUGGAGCGGGUCUACCGGGGAGGCGAGGACGAUGCGGCGAUAGCCAAGACGCAUGCUUAUUUAACGGACUCUUUCAGAGCCCAGGCAGCUGUCGACACUGCCGUUAUCGCCUCGUCACUUAUUGAUGAGGACACCCUUGAGAGCGCAUGGCCAUAUCUUAGUGAUCAUCAGUCGUGGAGGAGGCGGGCCGACUUGGGUCUUCCGGAAAUCGUCCCUCGGCCGUCUCCCGUGAGGGAUCCUGCUCCAUCGAGCCUGCCCGCGGCUCACCACAGCGAGAGCUUGUACAAGAUCUUCGAGCAGUCUUACAGACUGUUCGAGCCUGGGUAUAAUGAGGGCCUCGAUACAGAGAUCUUCGCGCCUCUGUUACCUAUCAAACAGGUCGUGAACAUCCUCCACUUCGGAUCACUAGAAGAGUCGUCCUGGCAGGCCAGGGCCGCCGAGUACGAGCCUAAAGACGGCAGAUGCUUCCGAGAAAAUGGAGUCCAGUACUUCACAUUCCAGGUGGACGACGCCCCCGUCACCCCGGGGCUCACGCUGGAUGUGCUGCAUGGCUGGAUGGUGGCAGCCAGCACCCAAGAGGAGUAUGGAGGCAGGAGGCAUUAUGACUACUAUCUUGACUGCACAAAUUCACAAAGCGAUCAGAACAUACUAAAGUUCUUCGGCCUAGCUGGUCCGAAUCAUCGAAUCGUAAAGCCACUCCCGGGUCGAGCACUAUUCUACGCAAAGAAGUCCUAUCACUGCAAUGGCGAUUGGACUACGGUAGGUCUUGAGGCAAUCAAACAGGGCGAGUGGACCGCCUUCCUCGUGCAGCAGUGGAAGCAGGUGCGGCAGGCGCCGGACCCAGGGAUGAGUUGCCUGGCCUUCAAACGGGACGUGUUUCCCGUCGGCUUCCACUGUGCUUUUGUUAGCCGUGGCGCGGACGGCCAGAUAAUGGUGGCUGACCCCGAGACCUUCCGCUCUGUGAGCUGCUCGAAACCGGCGUACGAGGCUCUUCGCGCGCUGGAUCCUAGCGAAGAGACAUACGGGCGUGGGCUCGUGGACAUACUUAAAAAGGGUGAUGGUGCAAUCAAUGGCAUUCCAGCAUCUCUGAUGAGGAGAGACGAGGUUCUGGAGCUGCUGAGUGCGAUGGAUGUCAUUAAGACUAGGGAAGAGGAGCGGCUUACGAAUUCUUGGAGCAAUGUGCAUCGGGGCCUCAAAGAGAGGAGGGCCAGAGAAAGGGAGGCAAAGACGACGUAG
Molecule: messenger RNA, 1752 nt
Organism: Diaporthe amygdali
Lineage: Eukaryota; Fungi; Ascomycota; Sordariomycetes; Diaporthales; Diaporthaceae
Exons: 2
Coding region: 1-1752 (583 amino acids)
Source: RefSeq, a predicted model, not a curated record